AUGGCGCUCUCGGCCUUUAAAGAAGACGAUUACAAAGCACUGCAGAAAUUCGGCGCCAAGGUACGAGGGGUAGUGUGCACGUUGAAGUACGGCGGUUACGAUUCUCAACUGGGAUGCUUUGCCAUCAUCCAACAACUUGCUGCUAAACUUCCCAUCAGCCUCCGCAAGAGUUGGGGAAAGAAGAGCUGGAGUCUCCAGCCGAGACUCCCAACGCUUGUCGACUUUGACGAUUGGCUAGAUGAGUCAUACAUGGAAGAGUCGAGAGCGCAAACAUCGGCACCGAGGGAUAGUAGCAGAGACAAACAGUAUCGUGAUCGUCACGCCGUCUUCAAUAUAUCUCCCGAUGAAACAAACGUAGCAAAUGGCUGUCCAGCAGGAUGUAAAGAAUCCCAUCAACUCGAUCACUGCCAACGCUUCAAGGACUUAACUCCCGAAAAACGAGCCCAGCUCAUCAAAGGAAAAAGACUUUGCUUUCGAUGUCUAAAGGGAGGCCAUCGAAGUAUUGAGUGCGGCCAAUACAAGAACUGUCCGAUUUAA
Molecule: messenger RNA, 537 nt
Organism: Daphnia pulicaria
Lineage: Eukaryota; Metazoa; Arthropoda; Branchiopoda; Diplostraca; Daphniidae
Exons: 1
Coding region: 1-537 (178 amino acids)
Source: RefSeq, a predicted model, not a curated record